AAUAUUUGUAUUAGAAAAUAAAAAGGAUAUAUUAGGCAAUAUUGGAUAAUUUCUUUUUCAAAAGUUGUGAUCAAUAAUUAAUUUAUUUAUACGAGUUAAUUCAGUAAAGUGUAAUUCAUAAUUAUUAUACAGUAUAUUUUCUAUGAGUAUAAAUUUAUUUUAAAAAAUAAAGAAGAAUAAUAUUCAAGAAUCUGUAUUAUAUUUUGCAAGAAUUGCGUAUAAUGCUAAAAUAUGGCUGAUACACCAUCUAAAUCUCGUCCAAUGAAAUACCCAUAUACAACAGCUGCGCAAAUAGCACAGUUUCCAUAUCGACAUUAUAUGAAACAUAGUUGGUUAAUGAAAUACUGGAUGAUUGCUAUAGUUGUCUGUGCACCAUUAUUUAUAAAGAUUCAAAAAUUAUCCUAUGCAGAAGAAAAUGUUAAGGUAUGGAAUGAAAAGAGGAAGAAAGAAUUUGAAGGGCAUGGCCAUUAAGAAAAAACUUCAAUUAGUACAUAACAUGUUGUAACAUUAAAUGUAAAAGCAAAAAUAAAUUAAUCUAUACUCAUAUAA
Molecule: messenger RNA, 549 nt
Organism: Vespula vulgaris
Lineage: Eukaryota; Metazoa; Arthropoda; Insecta; Hymenoptera; Vespidae
Gene: roh
Exons: 3
Coding region: 232-471 (79 amino acids)
Source: RefSeq, a predicted model, not a curated record